Molecule: messenger RNA, 1182 nt
Organism: Phymastichus coffea
Lineage: Eukaryota; Metazoa; Arthropoda; Insecta; Hymenoptera; Eulophidae
Product: GPN-loop GTPase 3
Exons: 5
Coding region: 433-1182 (249 amino acids)
Molecular function (GO): GTPase activity
Source: RefSeq, a predicted model, not a curated record
UUCAUCUUACCCUCAUAUCGCCAAGAAACGAAUGAAGUAGGAGAGGCGGGAAGAGAGAUAGGACUUAGGAAGGGGAAGAAAGUGCCUCUUUUCCUUCGGUUCUAUCUCUAAAUAGUGGCGUCACCUGGCAACGAGUUGCGAAAUAUCACCCGAGCGCCAUCUCUCUGUGAGCUGCCAAGUAACCGCAGGCACCGCAUAUUAGGGGAUCACCGUCGGCAAACCAAACCAUGAAUUGAAAUUGAACCUUGUGUGCGAAUGACCGACUAUCUUUGGUUAUAGUUAUUCGAUAGAUUAUUGACAAUAUUUGUAUAUGGGUCCAUUUUUUUAUAAAUUUGAAAUUAAGGAAUAAAAUAACUAAAAUGAGGUAUGGUCAACUGGUUAUUGGCCCAGCUGGAAGCGGCAAGGUAACCUCAAUCAACUUACUGUUCAAUAAUGCAAAAACAAGCAUCAGAUGAGGGGAGAACCAUAGACAUAAUAAAUUUAGAUCCGGCAGCUGAACAUUUUGAUUACCAACCUUUCGCUGAUAUCAGAGAGCUAAUCACAGUCGAUGAUGCCAUGGAAGAUGAAGAGUUGAAAUUUGGGCCAAAUGGUGGCUUAAUAUUUUGCAUGGAAUUUUUAAUAGAAAAUUUAUCUUGGUUUGAAGAACAGUUGGGAGAUACUGAUAAUGAUUAUAUUAUUUUUGAUUGUCCUGGUCAAUUAGAACUGUACACACACAUGACAGUUAUGAGAGAGCUCAUUAGAACUCUCCAUAAUCUCAAUUUUCAUCUUUGUGUUGUAUUUCUAAUAGAUAGUCAAUUCCUGGUUGAUGCUUCCAAAUUUUUAUCUGGAACAAUGGCUGCUUUAACAGCUAUGAUUAACUUAGAAUUGUCUCAUGUAAAUGUUCUAACUAAAAUGGAUUUAUUAUCAAAAACUGCUCGACAACAGUUAGAUAAAUUUUUAGAACCCAACCCAAGCAAUUUAAUAAGAGAAGAAAAUGAAGAUGAAUAUAGUAAACUUACUCAAGCUAUUGGAAAAGUUAUAGAAGAUUAUAGUUUAGUAAGGUUUCUGCCCCUUAAUAUUAAGGACGAAAAGAGUAUUGCAGAUGUAAAACUAACUAUUGAUAAUAUUAUUCAAUAUGGUGAAGAAGAAGAUGUGAGAAUGAAAGAUUUUGAUGAACCAGAUCCUGAAGAAAAUGAAGCAUAG